Bufo gargarizans (Asiatic toad) is the source of this 2921-nucleotide messenger RNA. RefSeq names its product damage-control phosphatase ARMT1-like. Gene Ontology annotation, biological process: DNA damage response. Lineage: Eukaryota; Metazoa; Chordata; Amphibia; Anura; Bufonidae. Gene Ontology annotation, molecular function: phosphatase activity. The transcript is spliced from 6 exons. Gene Ontology annotation, cellular component: cytoplasm; nucleus. The coding region runs from base 189 to 1505 and encodes 438 amino acids. The record is from RefSeq and is a predicted model, not a curated record.
GAGCUCCGGCUGUCCCUGUAAUGACUGCUGAGGCGCCGGGAGGAGAGACCGGGCUGUGACUGCGGAGGCAUACGUAUGACUGGCGCUUUACUUCAGUGUUCUGUGCAUGCCCCCCUCUGCUGAAGGUACUAAAUGCCUUAACUUCAUGUUUCUUCUUGCACAGACGAUACGCCCAGUAAAUCAACAAGAUGGAGGCUCCCUGCCCGCUGUCUGCCAAAUUUGAAGGGACGUUUGCAUACUACACAGUGAAAGACAGACUAACGCAGAUUCUAACAAAAGUGAUAGACACUGUACAUCGGAAUAAAAAUACGUUCUUUGAAGCUCAUGGGGACGAAGGAAUGGAGGCAGAGAAAAAGGCUUUGUCUUUCUUUUCCAAACUGCGGAACGAAUUGCAAACCGACAAGCCCAUCCUGCCGCUGAACGACGAGAAGCCGGACACACAGAUCUGGAAUCAGUACCUGGACUACCAGAAAACGCUACUGAGCAAUGGUGAAGAGCCCAGCUGGUUCCGGUCCCCUUGGCUAUACGUGGAAUGUUACAUGUAUCGCAGAAUUCAAGAAGGGAUGUUGCUGAGCCCUCCAAUAUCUGAAUUUGACGUCUUUAGGGAUGUGAAGAAUGAAAGUUUCUUUCAGUCCCAGCAGGCGAUGUUGGCUCUUUGCAUUCAUCUUCAGGAGCUUAAAGGGAAGAUUAAUAGUCUUAGUAAUGAUGAGGUCCGGGAUGAGAUCAACAAGCUGCUGCAGGUGUCUCUAUGGGGAAACAAGUGUGACCUUUCAAUAUCCGGGGGUCAAGACAACUCCCAGAAGACCAGCGUACUGUCUUCGCUUGAGGACUUCAAAGCAUUUAUACUGGUGGAUGAUAUGGAUUCUCUCUGGAACAUCCUCUCAAGGAACAGAGAUGGGAACACCGAGUCAAGAACAAGGGUUGACAUAGUCCUAGAUAAUGCUGGGUUUGAGUUAGUCACUGAUUUUGUCUUGGCGGAUGCCAUACUGUCUUUGAACCUGGCCACGGAAGUUCAUUUUCACGGGAAGGUCAUGCCAUGGUAUGUCUCAGAUACCACAAAGCGCGAUUUUGACUGGACAAUUCAGCAGUGUCUAGCCAUCAACAACAAGUGGAUGUCAAAGUGCGGACAGACCUGGAAGGAAAACCUAAAGAAGGGACGCUGGGUCUACCAUGAACAUCUUUUCUGGACCCUGCCCCAUGAGUUCUGCACCAUGGCUGAAGUGGCUCCCGAUUUAUACACCGAGCUGCAAAAAUCUGACUUAGUCUUCUUUAAAGGAGACUUGAACUACAGAAAACUUACUGGAGAUCGGAAGUGGGACUUCACUGUGCCCUUCUCUCAGGCACUCCGAUCCUUUCACCCUGCUCCAUUGUGCAGUGUUAGAACCCUGAAGGCCGAUGUGCAGGUGGGGUUGCAAGCAGGGGUCGGAGAACGACUCUCAGCAACGGAGACAGACUGGAUGAUAUCUGGCAAAUAUGGCAUCAUCCAGUUUAGUCCUGCAGUUUGAUGCAGUUUUCUUUCUCUAGUCCCUCCUAUGCUUCAGUUAGCGUGGCAUGCUGCAUAUGUCUGUUAAAGCUUUAGUAACUGAACGUCGUUGAGCUUCAGUUUACAGCAGUCUCGCUUGUCAUUCCGACAGAUGAAAAUUAAAUUGGACUUGUGCUCUUAAUGUAAUAGCUACACAUGAGCUAUAGCUUUAAAACCGUCUGCCUAAUAUCGUGUAGGUCCGUCUUGUGCUCCUAAAACAUCUCAGAUCCGUGUGGCGCCAGCAGCAGAUCCCGUUAUGAAGUGGAACCUCCAUGGAUUGGAGACGCAUCAAUGAGCCUUUGACCCUGUCACCAGUUCACCGAUUGUCUUUCUUUGGACCACUUUUUGCCAUUUUGCAGAUGCUUAUGACCCCGUCGCCUAGCCUUUACAUUUUGGCCUUUGUAAUAGCUAGUCAGAUCCUUAUGCUUGGCCAUUUUCCCUGCUUCCCACAAAUCAACUCAAGAACUGACUAUUCUAUUACAGCCUAAGGCAGGCAUGGCCAACCUGCGGCUCUUCAGCUGUUGUAAAACUACAACUCCCACCAUGCCCUGCUGUAGGCUGCCAGCAGAAGGCAGUCUGGGCAUGCUGGGAAUUGUAGUUUUGCAACAGCUGGAGAGCCUCAGGUUGGCCAUCCCUGGCCUAAGGCAUCAUACACAUGAUCAUAUGUGUUUUGCAGAAUGGACAUACGGAUGUGCUGCCCUCAUUUGUUGCAUCCCCAUUGGGCUCGAAUGCAGAAAAAAUAUAUGUUUGUGUGCAUGGGUCCCAAGGGUUGCCCAUACACAGUGUGGUUGUCAGCAGGAUCCACAUGCAGAUUACCCACACGGACACGAUUACAUCCCACCCGUCAACAGGUGCCAUUUUCGUGAGAUACUCAGUAGCUCAAGGGCUUCUUGCUUACAUUAACCACACUGGUUCAAGCUCCAAGGCUGAACGGAGAAUGCUUGUAGAACUACUGAUUGAUUUUUACCUAUUUUCUAAUGUAAAUAGGAAUGUUUGUAUUCAUUGAAAGUAAGCAGAGGACCAGAAAAUGGUCACCAGUUGAUACACGAAGUAGAAGUUGCACAAUUCCCAUUUAUUUCUCUUUAGUUGAAAGGCAUAGGAUGCGCCUUGAUAGUUUAUACUUAAAUAUUUUCGUACAUACAGAUGCAUUUCAGAUUCACAUUUUUUUUUGCACAGUGUUUUUUCCAUCUCCUCUCCAUAGCCUAAGGAUGCCUGAGCGAUUUUGGUGGAAUGGGCCGAAUAUCUGCCCAGUGAGAGCGCGUACUGCAAAGAGAUCUACACCCGACUCUGGCCCACAGUCUGUGUUAUUCACUAGGCGUGCAAGAAAUAUGUUCUCAAACUGAUUGAUUAAUUUUCUGGUUCCGAUGUGUAAUAAAGACUUCAUAAAAUAUAUUUUUAA